CCUCAGAGCGGGAACCGUCUUUGUAAAGAAUGUCAUCCUUCUUGACAAUUUGUUCACAUCGCUAUAGAUUAGUUCGCCUACUUCGGGAAUCUCUAUCCAACAUGGGAUGAAUAUCUAGCUAUAUCUAUCGCCGACCUUCACGCUAACAGCUCGUCAUCGGAUCCAGGACAUUAACGCAUUCUAUAUCAACAAGGACAAGCCACUCCGGAUUCUCCUACGACACCUUCCUAUUCAGCAACUCGUCGGCUCUACCUUCUUAACCAUACCGAGUACACCAGCUUAAGCCCUCGGCAAGGAAAGCAAUACAGCAUAUAACUAACACACGAUGCCUCAAUUCAUCUUCAUCGAGCUCCCGAGCUUCCGCAUCAAGAACGCCAGCGGCCACACCGUCCGGCUGAACUACGUCCAGCUCGGGCUCGUAGGCGCUCUCUACCAAUUCGUGCGCAGCGGCCUACGCGCAACCGACCAAGUCGACCUCUCGGCGUCCCUUCUCUUCGCAGACGGCGAAGCGGACCUUUGGACGGCUAACUCCGGCAACGGUGACGGCGGCCACCACCCGCACGCGGAGGAAAACAUGCUGCUCUCGUACUUCCAGGCCUUCGACUCCCCAGGCUCCUACCCCAUCGUCGACGCCAUGCUCCUCCGCCGCGGCGAGCCCUGCUCCAGCUGCGCCGGCCACUUCACCCUCGGCGGCAAGCAGCUCCGCCCCGCCGACGGCACCCCGGCCUUCCGCGCUAAAUUCACCGCUCGCUCCGACCGCUCCUACACUCCUGUCUUCUACCUCGCGCGCGGUCUUGACGCCGCCCAGCGCGCUACGCUGUGGGCGCAGAUCGCGCGCAUGCGUACGGAUGAGCCCGGGGUGGUGGUCGCGAGUAGUGCUGAUGUACCGGUCGGCCAGGCGUAUUAUCUUAUGCGCGAUUCGCCUUGGUUUGCGAUUAAUGGACAGGAGGGCAUGACGGAUGCGCAGAUCGCGGAGGCGAUUGCUAGACAGGGUGUUUUGCCUACUUAUUGGAUUGGGAGGUAAACUCUUUGGGGUUUUCGACGAAACGGGUGCUAGAGUAUGUUGGUUGCUGUUGUGAUUGGGGUGUGGUCAGGUGCUACCUGCUUGAGCGCUGACCGGGAGGUUCUAAGUUUUCAAAAAAGGGGUUGCGUAUAUGUACGAUUAGUCGUUGGAGCGAGACGGGGCUGGUCCCCAUCUCCGGAAAAGUGAAAAGGAUGGCCCGAUCGAGGUCAAUGGAUUGAUUGGGCUGUAUGGAGUU
Messenger RNA from Annulohypoxylon maeteangense, 1259 nucleotides. RefSeq lists its product as uncharacterized. NCBI's taxonomy places the organism in Eukaryota, Fungi, Ascomycota, Sordariomycetes, Xylariales, Hypoxylaceae. The record is from RefSeq and is a predicted model, not a curated record. Gene Ontology annotation, molecular function: catalytic activity. The transcript has a single exon. Bases 326 to 1024 code for a protein of 232 amino acids.